Molecule: messenger RNA, 1809 nt
Organism: Pararge aegeria (speckled wood butterfly)
Lineage: Eukaryota; Metazoa; Arthropoda; Insecta; Lepidoptera; Nymphalidae
Gene: Ids
Product: iduronate 2-sulfatase
Exons: 4
Coding region: 42-1613 (523 amino acids)
Molecular function (GO): iduronate-2-sulfatase activity
Source: RefSeq, a predicted model, not a curated record
AGUAGUUGAACAUAGUUGCUUUUUUAUUUCGAACGGUUAAUAUGUAUUCGUUAAAUAUGAAUUCCACAAUAUUUUUCAAUCUAUUAAUUUGGGUUGAAAUAGUUCAUUCAAUUAAGCUGGCAAAUGAUUUAAAAAAGAGUAAUGUAUUGAUUAUUUUUGUUGACGACAUGCGACACCUGACGGAAAAGGAAGUGUACUUGCCAAAUAUUCAAAAAUUAGCGGGAGAAAGUAUUCAGUUUUCUAAUGCUUUUGCGCAGCAGUCAUUGUGCGCUCCAAGUAGAAAUUCGAUACUUACGGGGCGACGACCCGAUGCAUUACACCUGUACGAUUUCUACAGCUACUGGCGUGAAUUUGUUGGUAACUUUUCCACGAUGCCUCAACUAUUCAAAGAGUUCGGAUUUGAUACUUAUUCCGUUGGCAAAAUAUUUCAUCCGGGGAAAAGUUCAAAUUUUACGGACGACUAUCCAUAUAGCUGGUCGGAAAUUCCAUACCAUCCUCCUACGGAAAGGUAUAGAAAUGCAGCAGUUUGUAAGGAUAGAAAAACUAAAAAACUGCAAAAGAAUCUCAUUUGUCCCGUAACUGUCAAAACUCAUCCUGGCAGGACUUUACCCGAUAUGGAAACCUUGAAACGUUCUAUUGAUAUUUUAAGUCAAAGAAACAGAAGCAAGCCAUUUCUUCUCGCAGUCGGAUUUCACAAGCCUCAUAUUCCGCUGAAAUAUCCUCACCAAUAUCUCAAAAGAGUUCCAAUCAGUGAGGUGAACCCACCCAAUAACCGGUACAUGCCUAAAGGGAUGCCCUCAGUAGCGUGGCAUCCAUGGUGCGACGUCCGCUAUAGAGACGAUAUAAAAGCCCUAAAUAUAUCCUUCCCCAUGGGCAUAAUGCCUACAAAAUGGACGUUAAAAAUCCGACAGAGUUACUACGCAGCGUCAUUGUAUGUGGAUGACCUUAUCGGGCAACUGAUGGGAUAUGUAGAUAACAACACCAUUAUUGUCCUUACAAGCGAUCACGGUUGGUCAUUAGGAGAAAAUGGCCUCUGGGCUAAAUACAGCAACUUCGACGUGGCUCUGAAAGUUCCAUUAAUAUUUAAAAUUCCGGGACAAACCCCAAGAUCCAUAACCACUCCUGUUGAAUUAAUCGAUAUUUUCCCAACGCUGAUAGAACUUGUUGGGUUAAAGCAAACUACUUCUAAGUGCAAGAGUUUUAACGAUAAAUCAACUUUGUGUUUUGAUGGCAAAAGUUUAGUGAAUAUAAUGAGAAAUAACAAUGCCACUUUUACUGCGCGGAAAUCCUAUGCGAUAUCCCAGUAUCCCCGUCCAAGUGUACGCCCAACAAUUAAUUCCGAUAAACCAAGGUUGAAAAACAUAAAAAUAAUGGGUUACAGUAUAAGAACAAAGAAAUAUAGGUACACGGAAUGGAUAUCGUUUAAUAAUACACAGUUUACUAGGAACUGGAAUAAAAUGUACGGCAUUGAGCUCUACAAUCACAUGGUGGAUGGCGAAGAAUCGAAUAAUUUACAUUUCGAUCCAAAUUAUAUACAUGUUAGACAAAAACUAUCUAGAAUGCUUAGAUCACAUAUAGAUCCUAAUUUUAAACGUGCAGUACGCUCAAUCUAAGUUGACCGGACCGAAGUAAGUCAGCUUUAGCUUCGCAGAUGCAGUUUUUAAGAAUUAAUUGCUCGUCCAAGUUGACAUCUGCACGGUGACAUCCGCGAGUCUCAGAGACCUACUUUCGCAAGAUCAACUGAGAUUAUGCGAACCGAAUUCUUACCACCAUCGCAUAGAGCAUUAUUAUAUUGAUAUUGUUGAUAUG